AGCGCAGCACUUCUCGCUCAUGCGCACUGGGCAUCCGGCUGUCCGCCGAAGCCCGCACUACAGAAGCCGGGUCUGCAGUCAUCUCCUGUGCUGUCCGCAGUCUCUGGUCAUCUCCUCUACUAUGUCUGCAGUCUCUGGUCAUCUCCUGUACUACGUCCGCAGUCUCUGGUCAUUCCCUGUACUGUGUCCGCAGUCUCUGGUCAUUCCCUGUACUAUGUCUGCAGUCUCUGGUCAUCUCCUGUACUGUGUCCGCAGUCUCUGGUCAUCUCCUGCACUAUGUCUGCAGUCUCUCGUCAUCUCCUGUACUAUGUCCGCAGUCUCUGGUCAUCUCCUGUACUAUGUCCGCAGUCUUUGGUCAUCUCCUGUACUAUGUCCGCAGUCUCUGGUCAUCUCC
Messenger RNA from Staurois parvus, 394 nucleotides. The record is from the annotation of a GenBank genome assembly. Lineage: Eukaryota; Metazoa; Chordata; Amphibia; Anura; Ranidae.